Erpetoichthys calabaricus (reedfish) is the source of this 2525-nucleotide messenger RNA. RefSeq names its product WD repeat domain 43 (gene wdr43). Gene Ontology annotation, molecular function: protein binding. Gene Ontology annotation, biological process: maturation of SSU-rRNA from tricistronic rRNA transcript (SSU-rRNA, 5.8S rRNA, LSU-rRNA). The transcript has 18 exons. NCBI's taxonomy places the organism in Eukaryota, Metazoa, Chordata, Cladistia, Polypteriformes, Polypteridae. Gene Ontology annotation, cellular component: nucleolus. The coding region runs from base 94 to 2055 and encodes 653 amino acids. The record is from RefSeq and is a predicted model, not a curated record.
CAAUCAGCCACGGAGGCGUCAAGGCGCAGGCGCCUCGACUCUUAACACGUGUCUCUCUCAUUUCACAGUAUCCCCUAAACUCGCAACGUAGAAAUGGCGGCUGAUGGAGGUAGCAUUUCGUUAAUAAAUCCAUGCGCUUUCUCUCCGGGGCAACACCAGUACCUUGCUUUAUCAGCACAAGACGGGCGGCUUCGAAUAUGGGACACCAGUAACAACACUCUGCACCAGGAAUAUGCGCCUUCUGCUCAUUUAAGCGCCACUUGUACAUGCCUCGCCUGGGGUCCAUGCAGAACAAGCAAGGAUGCUCCUCAACGAAAGAGACGGAAAUCUGAGGUGGCAUCAAGAAGUGAUCAGGUGGAUCUUCUUGCUCUGGGCACUGCAGCAGGCAGCAUUUAUUUGUACAGCUCUGUAAAAGGACAACUCCACAGCAAAUUGGAUGGGGGACAUGACAGUAAAGUAAAUUGUGUUCGGUGGCAUUCAGAAGAAAGUGUUCUAUAUAGCUGCUCAGAUGACACAUACAUAGUGGAGUGGGAUCUGCAGGCUGGCAAAGUAAAAUGCAAAUGGAAAGGUGAUAAGUGUGCAGUGACAAGCUUGUGUAUCUGUCCAGGAGGUAAGAUGCUACUGUCUGCUGGGCAGACCAUCAAAAUGUGGGACCUUGAGACCAAGGAGAUAUACCGGAGAUUUACUGGUCAUGCCACAGCAGUGACCACACUCUGCUUUGCCUCAACUAUGAAAACUUCUCAGAAUGUCGAAGGCCUUUAUUUCCUUUCAGGAGCUGUUCAUGACCGUCUUCUCAGUGUUUGGCAAGUGCGGUCAGAUGGGAAAGACAAAAAUGCAGUGCUAUCAUUAUCCUUGACAGAUGAACCCAUCUAUGCAGACUUGGCAUUGUCAGAAAGCAAAGAUGAAGCAGUUAAACUGGCAGUUGUCUGUAAGAAUGGCCAGAUGCAUCUUUUUGAACAUGUCCUGAAUGGCCACUACAAGAAACCCCUGGUUCCUUCCUGCACAGUACAGGUGGCCUCUUCUUGUUCGGGGACUGAUGGAGUGCCAAGACCAGUUCCUAUAUUUGCUGCAGCCAUCAUGCUUGACAGACAGAGUUUACUUCUUGCUUAUGGAAGUGUUUUGCAUCCUGUUUUGGAACGCACAAUUUGGAAUACUGGUGACAGCCAUAUGUGCUUGUUGAGAGAUCUACAAAGUACAUUAACACUCAGUGUUGAAACUUCACUUACCAAGGUAAAAACUCCCCUUAUAAAAUCAGAUGCCAAAGUUCUUCUCCCAGGGUUUCCUGGUCACAGCGUACCCAUCUUGUCUGGCCCUGGAGAAGCAGAGAAAAGAAAAAAUAUUUCUGAUACCAAAGAAAUAACUAUUGAGGAACGGCUAGGAGAAAUUGACCUUUCUUUAGCAACUAGAGGAAAGAGAAAUUUGGAAGGUGGCAUACACCUUCAGACCGACAACUAUGCUGUUCUUCUCGUCCAGGGGUUGGAGAGUAAUGAUCCUGAAAUCCUCAAUAAAGUGCUACAAACCAAGAAGGAAGCCGUAAUGAAAAAGACAGUUUCCCGAUUGCCUAUAGCAGCUGUGCUGCCACUGGUCCAAGAGCUCACCAAGAGGAUGCAGGGACAUCCAUACAGUGCUGGGAUGAUGGUUCGAUGGCUGAAAGCAGUCUUUACUCACCAUGCCUCAUAUCUCUCGACAUUGCCGGAUUUGAUAUCUCAACUGGGUGUAUUGUACCAUAUGAUUGAAUCGCGUGUCAAGAUGUUUCAGAAGCUGGCAAAGCUGCAUGGGAAACUAUACCUCCUCAUUACACAGAUAUCUGCCUUAGAGAGCUCAAUAAACAAUACAGAGUUAAAUCAAGAAGCCAAGUUGGUCUAUGAGGAAGAGUCUUCAGAUGAAGAAGGGGGGUCGGGGGAUGAAAUGCUUGGCGAAGAUGAUGAUUCUAAUAACUGGGAGGAAGAAGAUGACCAUUUGGAAGAUGCAGGUUCAGAGGACUCUGAAGAGAUGAAUGUUGAAUCGAAAGUUAAUGGAGAUUCUGAACCAGAGAAUGAAAGUGAAGAGGAAUAACUAGAACAUCAGUUACUGACCUUACCUGUGUUUGUUUUGUUUUGAUAAUUUUAUUAAUUUUAUACAACUGAAAAGAACAUACCCUUUGGCCAUAGAUGCCUGGCAUUUCUCCCUAGGACAGCCUGUGAGGGAGUAGUCUAAUUUUCAACAAUAUGCUGAUUAUCAGAAGACUGUGUUCCAUUCUUCAUUCUAUCAAGAAAAAAGUUCUUGGUGGGUCACAGUGUAUAUCCUUUUUUUUUUUUUUUUUCUUCUUCUUCUUCUUCCAAUUUUUCCCUAAGGCCGCAGUGACAUAUCAGGAAGGACAUCUCCCUAAUCCAAACUUGACCAUAAUUAAUCUUUUCUAUAUGCCUAUGUAAAUCUCUUGUUUGUACAGUGCAGUACUUUGUAUUAACAACCCUUUUCAUCACCACUGUUGGUGACAGGGUUCUACUGCAAAAUUAAAAGGAAAAAAUAUGUUGAGAGGACCCUUA